CACGAAGCGCCCGUUUCGCUGGCCGAUCGCAAGGGGCCGUCACCGUCGGUGGGCGCAGUCGCAGUCAAGCCCAUGAAGCAGACACAAAUGGACAAGUGGUGACGAUAUACACAGGGAGCUAGUCAGCUCGGGCAAGUUAUGACCAACAUGGAGAAAACGAAACGCAGAGGUGGGUGGGUACCGGCCGGGGCCGUGUUCACUUGCCGCCGGUACCUGCUGUUCGCCGUGCUGCCCGUGGUGGUGCUCCUCUACUGGGUCAACUCGCAGUACGGCGUCGGCUUUCUGCCCGUUCCGCCCGUGUUACGUCUGGUUCAGCCGCAGCAGGCGCGCGGCCAGUACCUGGUGGACACGCCCACCUGCCGCAUUCCCAACGUGGACCCGUUCGACGCCUCGGUGCGCGAGUUCGCCCGCCCGCCGGAGCCGAUCCUGUGCAACCGCGAGCCGCCGCCGCUCACCUACAGCGACAUCGACUCGGUGUACCUGCUCAGGGAGCGGCAGCACCUGUACGGCGCCAGGCCACCUUUGACUUCAGCAUCCUGCUGUACCCGAGACAUAGACUGGAUCAACGAUCUCAACAGUUCUAUCCCUCGAAACACGAUGGGCAGAGUACGGAGGUCGCCACGGUGCCGGCCGCUCCUGGGCAGCUACACACCAAGCGCCGACGGCGUGGAGGUGACCUGCGCCGUGAACAAGACGAUGGUGUACCGCGACUACUACCACUUCGUGCCGCUGCGGCCGCAGCUGGAGGCGGCGAGUCUGCAGCGACGGCCGCAGGACGUGGCGCCCAACGUGCUGAUCUUCAUGUUCGACUCGCUGUCUCGGCUGCAGUUUCUGCGCUGGUUCCCGCGCUCGCGCCGCUUCCUCAGCGAUCGGAUGGAGGCGUUCGAACUCGGCGGGCUCAACAAGAAUGGCGACAACACCUGGCCGAACCUGGUGCAGAUGUUCACCGGCAUGGAGCAGGCCGAGAUGAAGCGUCAGUGCGCACCGGAUCCCAAGAAGGACCCGCUUGACGGCUGUCCGUUCAUGUGGAAGGAGUUCAAGCAGGCGGGGUACCGCACGGCCAUGGCCGAGGACGCGCCAGGGAUGGGCUCGUUUAAUUACCUCAAACUGGGGUUCCUGAAGCAGCCGACGGACUACUACACGCGGCCCACCAGCCUGCUGUUGGAUGCCAACAUUGCCUACAACAAGCAGCUCAACACGAAACCGAACCUGUGCGAGGGAACGCGAUACAGCUACUUCUCCACCUUCAAGUAUGCGCUGGAUCUCGGCACGCGUCUGGCGGACCGACCGUACUGGGGUUUCGUCUGUCAGAACGUGUUCUCGCACGACUCAUUCAACAUGCCCUAUUUCCUGGACGAGCCGUACUACAAGGUGCUGGAGUCGCUGUUCAGCAGCGGCGCGCUCAAUAACACCGUCCUGGUCACCAUGGGCGACCACGGCCUGCGCUGGGGCCGCGAGCGGCAGACCUUCAUCGGCGGCCUGGAGGAGCGGCUGCCGUUCAUGAGCCUGUACUUCCCGCGCUGGCUGCGUCGCCGCUACCCAGCCGCCUUCGACAACCUGCGGGUCAACCAGCACCGCCUGAGUACCUUCCGCGACGUACCGGACCACUUCUGCACGUGCCUGCGCUCUGAGAAGAUCGCGGCAAGCGACGGACGCGCCACGCUCGCCGCUAAGGCCGUGGUGCGCGAGCUGAACGUGCUGCUGCGCGCGGCCCCGCAGUGCGCGCCGCUGAGGCUCCAGCGCGUGCUCACGGCGCGCAUUGCACAGCCGCUCAAGGGCGAUCCGAAGAAGAGCGCGCCGUUCCUGCGCCAGAUGACGACGGUGCAGCUGCAGACG
Pollicipes pollicipes is the source of this 1836-nucleotide messenger RNA. RefSeq lists its product as uncharacterized. The record is from RefSeq and is a predicted model, not a curated record. NCBI's taxonomy places the organism in Eukaryota, Metazoa, Arthropoda, Thecostraca, Pollicipedomorpha, Pollicipedidae. The transcript has 7 exons. The annotation marks the transcript as partial.